This is a messenger RNA of Dentiscutata erythropus, 654 nucleotides long. NCBI's taxonomy places the organism in Eukaryota, Fungi, Glomeromycota, Glomeromycetes, Diversisporales, Gigasporaceae. The record is from the annotation of a GenBank genome assembly.
AUGGAAGAAACUAAAUUACCUGUACAAAAAUAUGGUAAGGUACCCAGUUCGUAUACUACCCCCUUGAAAGAUAGGAAUAUUAUGUUACAGAAGGCAGAUCAAUCGUGGAAUCUUCAGCAAUAUGGUAAUACAACUGGUUUACAUAUCACUCCCUCAAAAGACAAAAACAUAAUGUUGCAGAAGGCAGAUCAAUCGUGGAAUCUCCAGCAAGAUGCUAAUACAACUGGUUUACAUACUACUCCCUCAAAAAAUAGAAACAUAAUGUUACAGAAGUCAGAUCAAUCGUGGGGUCUUCAGCAGGACGUUAAUGAGACUAGGCAUAUUCCAUUCGAUAUGUAUAUGGUACUUGCCACUAAGGGAAUGGUUCAAACUGAGACUGGAUUUGGUCAAAAUAAAAAUUCUCGAUUAACUAAACCGGGAGGAGCUUCACUUAUGCCUGCUAUGCAUUCUAGAGAACAAAAGUGGAAUCAACAAUUAGUUUUGCCAUCUGGUUUUGAAAAAUCUAUUUCUAAAAAUAAUAGAGAACUUAUCCCUUCUUCAGAUCCUUAUCCAAUAAGCGAAAUACAAUGUGAAGAGCAACAAAGACACCUAUCAUUACAAGGCCUAACUUCUCAUGCUGAAAUAUUCCGGAGACCAAUAGUAGUAUAUUUCUGA